AUGUUUUUGUUAUUAUUAAUUGCUCAAAUCAAAGCAAUAAUUCCAACCACAUAUUAAUAAGCUUUAGCAGCUAUACAAGACGAUCCAGAUCAUUUAUCUUUGAUGAUGUUUAUCAAACAAGACUCAGAAGAUUCAAACAAAGCCUUGUAGAUCUUAGAAUAGCAUUCCACUACUAUGUUGGAUAUAUUAAAUGUAAAUAUAUCAAUUUCAAUAGAUAAACAGAUCUAAGUAAUAGAUUGUGAUCAAAUUACUAAAGAAGAAUUAAAUCACUUACCUGCUUGUUAAUACAAGGAAAGUUUGCCUUUUGCUAUGUAUUUGAUACCACCUGCUAAUUCUGAUCCAACCAAAGGUCCUAUCUAACCGAUCUAAAAAUUAAUAACUAAUUUCUCAUUGUCAGCACUCAAGGAAGGAUUCUUAGAAAAUAGUCCCUAAUUUUGGGAAUUGAUUAAUGAUGAACAAUAAUAUGAACAAUUCUUAAGUGAUAAGAGAUUAAACAAAGUGCUAACUAGAAUAGCAACUAAACCUAUUUGGUGGUAUGGUAUUACUUAAAAGUUCAGAGAGAGAAUAGAUUUUGCUAUUGUAAAUCCCAGAUUGUUGAGUCAUGAUCUUGUGAUUCUGAAAUUAAUUAAUGGUUAGUAUGUUGAAUAAACUUACAAUGGUGCUAAAUAAUACGAAAGUUUAAGAGCGUAUUUAUCUGUCUUUGCAAGUUCCUAAAGAAUUAUUAAGAGUUUGGAUUCAUCUAGAAAUAUUAAUUCAACCUCAAUAACAAAUAUCACUUCUGUCUAAAAUAUCAAUUUUGAUAAUUAAUGGGUCUUACUUUCCAUCAAUAAUCAUUAAAGAUUGAAUAGUGUUAUAUAAGAUAUGAAGGGAAUUUUUAGUGUUUACAAUCUAAUUGAUAAUUCUAAUUCAAAGUAAUUGUUAAUUUAUCCUUUUUCAUCCAAAAAGAAUCCCAUGUAGGUAGGUAAUUAAAACACAUUACAAAUAUGUGAAGAAAUGAUUGACUUUUUGAAAUACAAUGUCAAUACUGAUUCCAUACAAUUGUUGUCUGAUAUUAAUUCAUUACUUACAACAAAACAAAUUGUGAAUGCUUGGUUUUUUAAUAAAAAUUAUAAUAAAUGCCAUUAAUUAUGGGCAUUGACAUUUGCUAAUAAAUAAGAAUACAAGAAAAUUUUCACAUUUCAUAUCAUCUAUGAUCCAGAUGAUUAAAUUAAAAAAUAAUUUAAUAUUCCUAAAAUACCUUUCAUAACAAGUUUAGAAAUCACUGAGGGCUAGAUUGCUUAAAUAGAUUAUACUGAAAGCUUCAAUUAUUAAAAUAUUGAAGAAUAUAUUGAUAAAUUAUACUAAAGAUAUUAAGUUAAGAAUAAGUAAAGUCAAUAAUACCCAUAAAAUAAUAAAGAGUUUGAAUUUCUUUGUACUCAAGAAUCAGUAAAAUGUAUCAUAACCAUAAUCGACAGGAAUAAUCAAGUUGAUGAAGAUGUCUUUAUUAAAUCCAUGAAGACCAUCAAUAAUAACAAAUAAAUCUGGAUUAUUCUAUAUGAAGAUUGUCAAUAACUGUUCAUUUAGAAAUAUAAAUUGUAAGUUCCAUCCUUGAUUUUAUAUGAUGCCAACAAUUAUAAAUAUCAAAUAAUGAAGGAAUAAUUUAAUUUUGUUAAUAUAGAUAAAUUCAUUAAAUCAAAGAAAAGGAAUUGGAAAGAGUUGGAUUAUCAAUUUUAAAUACAGAAAUGUUAAAUUAGAAAAGAUGAUUUAUGA
Messenger RNA from Paramecium tetraurelia, 1749 nucleotides. RefSeq lists its product as uncharacterized. Lineage: Eukaryota; Ciliophora; Oligohymenophorea; Peniculida; Parameciidae. The transcript has 3 exons. The record is from RefSeq and is a predicted model, not a curated record.